Phragmites australis (common reed) is the source of this 1315-nucleotide messenger RNA. Its product is annotated as B-box zinc finger protein 18-like. The transcript is spliced from 6 exons. The record is from RefSeq and is a predicted model, not a curated record. The coding region runs from base 420 to 956 and encodes 178 amino acids. Gene Ontology annotation, biological process: photomorphogenesis; regulation of DNA-templated transcription. NCBI's taxonomy places the organism in Eukaryota, Viridiplantae, Streptophyta, Magnoliopsida, Poales, Poaceae. Gene Ontology annotation, molecular function: zinc ion binding. Gene Ontology annotation, cellular component: nucleus.
CAUCCAAAUCAAAUCUACUCCAGCUUCCGCCGUGUCGUCGCCCUCGCUUAGUCGCUGCCACAUCUCUCGCCGUCCGUACUCCCGUGGGCCGUGGCCUCUGCUGCGCCUCCUCGUGCUCGUCCACCUCGGCCUUCUUCACCGCAGCGCCGCGCGGGGAUCCGACUGGAGAGGCAAGGCGGAGCGGGGAGGCGGUGGUUUACCGUCGGGAUGGAGUGGUGUCGGCGAUGACGGUGAGAGCGGCGGGAUGCGGACGAUCUGCGACGUGUGCGAGAGCGCGCCGGCGGUGCUCUUCUGCGCGGCCGACGAGGCCGCGCUCUGCCGGCCCUGCGACGAGAAGCAUUACUACCUUCCAAAUUUCAUUCGGCGAACUGAAGUUUAGCAGAAAAAUGAGGAGGUCAUGUCCUCUUGUUUAGGUACACAUGUGUAACAAGCUUGCCAGUCGGCAUGUGAGAGUUGGACUUGCAGACCCUAAUAAACUUGUCCGAUGUGAUAUAUGUGAAAAUUCUCCUGCUUUCUUCUACUGUGAGGUAGAUGGCACAUCACUUUGCCAGAGCUGUGAUAUGACUGUUCAUGUCGGUGGCAAACGAACCCAUGGAAGAUACCUGCUUCUAAGGCAACAGGUUGAAUUUCCAGGAGAUAAACCAGGCCAUAUGGAUGAUGUAGCCAUGCAAACCAAAGACCCUGAAAACCAGAGAGACCAGAAGAAGGCGCCUCAUUCAGUAACAAAGAAGCAAAUGGCAAACCACCAUAACGUCUCUGGUGAUCCAGCCUCUGAUGGUAAUUGCGAUGACCAGGGUAACAUUAAUUCGAAAAUGAUUGAUCUUAAUAUGCGACCAGUUCGAACUCCUGGGCAGGGCUCGAAUUCUCAGACUCAGGGGGUGGAUCUUAGUGUGAACAACCAUGACUCUACAGGAGUGGUGCCAACAAGUCAUUACGAAAGAGACGCCAACAAGUAAGCACUGGAAGAUGGGAAUGUACAUUUCUUCAACUACUGCUCUAUAGCAGCUCACGGGGAAUUUGAAUCAGCUUGGUCUUAGAGGCCGGGCAAAAGAUGUGUUAUUGCACGUGGCGCCUCUGUUCCUAGUACUAGUACUACAUUUUUUUGGCAGAGUUGAAGCUAACGACUGCAUCUCAAUUCGGCUUGUCGUGCCCAAGGCGCUAUUUAUUGUCAGGUGUAUUCUCGUUACGAUUGUCAGAACUCAUGUCACAUUGCCGUAUAAAAGCGCAGUGGCUAUCACCUGUGCGUUGGAGUGCUGUAUGUCAUUAGAAACUGUACAGAAGAUUAAUAGACUGCUCAUUUUUCUGUGGCGGGAUA